Messenger RNA from Gorilla gorilla gorilla (western lowland gorilla), 513 nucleotides. RefSeq lists its product as uncharacterized. The coding region runs from base 1 to 66 and encodes 21 amino acids. Lineage: Eukaryota; Metazoa; Chordata; Mammalia; Primates; Hominidae. The transcript has a single exon. The record is from RefSeq and is a predicted model, not a curated record.
AUGGCGAUUCUGAGUGUGAGGGCAGACUUCUGCCAGGCUCAGCACAGCAUUUUCGCUGACAAGUGAGCUUGGAGGUUCUAUGUGCCAUAAUUAACAUUGCCUUGAAGACUCCUGGACACCGAGACUGGCCUCAGAAAUAGUUGGCUUUUUUUUUUUUAAUUGCAAGCAUAUUUCUUUUAAUGACUCCAGUAAAAUUAAGCAUCAAGUAAACAAGUGGAAAGUAACCUACACUUUUAACUUGUCUCACUAGUGCCUAAAUGUAGUAAAGGCUGCUUAAGUUUUGUAUGUAGUUGGAUUUUUUGGAGUCCGAAGGUAUCCAUCUGCAGAAAUUGAGGCCCAAAUUGAAUUUGGAUUCAAGUGGAUUCUAAAUACUUUGCUUAUCUUGAAGAGAGAAGCUUCAUAAGGAAUAAACAAGUUGAAUAGAGAAAACACUGAUUGAUAAUAGGCAUUUUAGUGGUCUUUUUAAUGUUUUCUGCUGUGAAACAUUUCAAGAUUUAUUGAUUUUUUUUUUUU